UUUGCUUGUGUUCAAAAGAUCUUCUUCAAAAUGGGCUUAUUUGAUUUUUUCACUCCCAGCAUUCUUCUGUCAAUAUACUUUAGAGAAAAGUGGUAGACCAGUUUACGGACUGGAAAAUGGUUAUUCAAAGCUUAUCAAACCGGGCCAAGAUUUGAAAGGUGAGGGUUUAUCGAGUAUAUGUUUGAUAUUAUCUACAUUACUUGGUUAAUCGACUUGCUAAUGAUUGUAUUUGGUUCCAAUAAGGUUUGGUGGUUAUACCUGGUAAA
Molecule: messenger RNA, 266 nt
Organism: Hyphopichia burtonii NRRL Y-1933
Lineage: Eukaryota; Fungi; Ascomycota; Pichiomycetes; Serinales; Debaryomycetaceae
Exons: 1
Source: RefSeq, a predicted model, not a curated record